Molecule: messenger RNA, 1172 nt
Organism: Rhizopus microsporus ATCC 52813
Lineage: Eukaryota; Fungi; Mucoromycota; Mucoromycetes; Mucorales; Rhizopodaceae
Product: FtsJ-domain-containing protein
Exons: 5
Coding region: 8-1093 (361 amino acids)
Biological process (GO): 7-methylguanosine mRNA capping
Cellular component (GO): nucleus; cytoplasm
Molecular function (GO): methyltransferase cap1 activity
Source: RefSeq, a predicted model, not a curated record
AAAACCUAUGUACAAGCCUAAACCGCUUAAUUUACAACCGAGUACGAGCUUUCUCAAGUGUCAGACAAGACUAUCAGUCAAUGAGAUCAUUGAUCUUAUCAAACUAAAGGAAGUAGAGGUCGAUUAUGACUUUGUAUGUUCUAAAGUACAAGUUGAAAAUGUGAUUCAAUUAAAGGGAAAAUCCAGCCAUUUGCCCAAAGAAAUUGUCUCGCAGGCACGAUCAAAGAGUAAUCCAUUUGAAAGGAUAGGCCACGGUGUCUUUAUGAAUCGAGCUGCUAUGAAAUUGGCUGCUAUGGACGCAGAUUUUGGCUUGACUGCAACAAAAGGUAGCAAUCAGUUUAAAUUUCUUGACAUUUGCGGUGGACCUGGUGGAUUUUCAGAGUAUAUCUUAUGGAGGAUCCAUAGCUGGGGAGAGUCCUGUCAUGGAUAUGGUAUUACCUUAAAGAUGCCAGCAGAGAAAGACGAGAUGAAUUGGCACACAGAAAAGUUUCGAGUGGAUAUUCCAAAAGACAGCUUUAGUAUCAUCUAUGGUCAAGAUGGUACAGGUGAUCUAUACAAACCAGAGAAUAUAAGAGAUGUUGAAUCAUUGAUCAGCAAAGAAACACAAAAUGGAGUAGACUUGGCAGUAGCUGAUGGAGGGUUUGAUUUUUCUGGACAUGAAGCAGAACAAGAACAGUUGGCCCAGAAGCUCAUAUUAUGCGAAAUCAUUACGAUGCUAUCAACUCUAAGGCAGGGCGGCGCCUUUGUAUGCAAAUUUUUUGAUAUGUUCACCGAGUUCACUGUUGACCUCGUUUGGUUAUUGUAUCAACUAUUUGACGAAAUUUGCAUUACAAAGCCAUUGAGUAGUCGACCUGCCAAUUCGGAACGCUAUGUCAUCUGCCGUAAUUUACUCGUCAGCCAUCCUACCGACCUUAUCGAGAAACUACUGGAUAUCACUACCAAGAUAGGUGAUAAGCAAUUCCAGUUAAUUUCGCGUGACAUAUUGGACAAAGAUGAGGAUUUUAUUGAUUAUGUGCGCAUGAGGAACAUCAAGUUUAUCGUUCAACAGACAGACUCAUUAGAGCAAUUCGACAUGUUUAUCCAAAACCCGUAAGUUUAUUAUAUUUCUUGAAUUUGUCAUGCCAAGUCUUUCUAUAUAGGCAACUCCGUCUUAGGCCUUUGGUGAUUCUUCC